ACGAAGCAGGAAGCGUCGGGCUCUACUCUACGCCUUUAUUUUAUUUUUAAUAGCAAAACAAAUAUUUUCGGAUUGAUCGAUGCGUCAUUUGUUGUUCAUUUGUAAAAAUAAAUAAAGAAAGAAAGAAAUAAGUCAAACAACAUCAACUAAACACCUGAAACAAUUUGUGGAAAGCGCCGUUUGUGGUCAUUUCCCCCCAGAUAGGCUACAGUGAAAUGGCAGAAGCGAGUGUCUCCUGGGCCGAGGACCAGUUCAUGUGUCCAGUGUGUCUGAGUAUCCUGCAGGAUCCAGUGACGAUUCCCUGUGGACACAGUUACUGUAUGAGCUGCAUCACAGACUGCUGGAAUCAGGAGGAGCAGAAGCGAAUCUACAGCUGUCCUUUAUGCAAACAGAGCUUCAACUCGAGACCUGCUUUAGCUAAGAAUGUGGUGUUUGCUGAAAUGGUGGAGAAACUGCAGAAGACCAGACUCCAGACGGCUGCUCCUGCUUCUGUUCACACUGGAUCUGGAGAUGUGGAGUGCGACGCCUGCACUGGAAAUAAGCAGAAAGCCGUGAAGUCCUGUCAGGAGUGUAGAAACUCUUAUUGUCCAGAUCACCUCCAACAGCAUGAGAAUCUCUUCAGAGGUCGAGGACACAAUCUGAUGGAGGCCACUGGACGACUGCAGGAGAUGAUCUGCCCUCAGCAUAAUAAAGUGAUGGAGAUUUACUGCCGCACCGACCAGCGCUGCAUCUGUAUGCUGUGUUUGGUGGAUGAACACAAACAUCACGACACUGUGACAGCUGUAGCAGAAAGGAGAGAGAAACAGGGACAUUUGGAGGAGAACCAGAUGUACUUACACAUAAUAAUCCUGAAGCGAGAGAAAGAUCUUCUUGAUCUGAGAGAGGCUGUUGAGAUUCAUAAGCGCUCAGCACAGUCAGCAGUGGAGGACAGUGAGAGGAUCUUCACUGAACUCAUCCAGGAUAUUGAGAAACGUCGCUCUGAGGUGAAUCAGCUGAUCAGAGAUCAGGAAAGAGCUGCUGUGAGUCGAGCUGAAGAACAACUGGAGCGACUGAAGCUGGAGAUCAAUGAUCUGAAGAGGAGAAACACUGAGCUGAAGCAGCUUUCAGAAACACAGGAUCAUCUUCACUUCCUCCAGAGUUUCCCGUCUGUUUCUCUCUCUGGAUCUUCAGAUUCAGGCUUCACUGUCAGUUCUAAUCUGUGUUAUGAUGAUGUGGUGAAAUCAGUCUCUCAGUUCAGAGACAAACUUCAGCAGUUCUCCUCAGAUGAGAUGGAAGAGAUGUCUAAAGCAGUGCAAAACAUCCAGAUCAUGCAGACUACUGAAUGUCAGAACACAGAAGAGACUCAGCAAGAUACGCAUCCAGUAGAGUUUGCAGAUGAGGUACUGAAGGACCCAAAACCGUCAACCCCUGGAAGUAUAUUUGGGCUGAGGGAGGCCAACCCAACAUCCUCGACCCCUGGAAGUAUAUUUGGGCUGAGGGAGGCCAACCCAACACCCUCGACCCCUGGAAGUAUAUUUGGGCUGAGGGAGGCCAACCCAACAUCCUCGACCCCUGGAAGUAUAUUUGGGCUGAGGGAGGCCAACCCAACAUCCUCGACCCCUGGAAGUAUAUUUGGGCUGAGGGAGGCCAACCCAACACCCUCGACCCCUGGAAGUAUAUUUGGGCUGAGGGAGGCCAACCCAACAUCCUCGACCCCUGGAAGUAUAUUUGGGCUGAGGGAGGCCAACCCAACAUCCUCGACCCCUGGAAGUAUAUUUGGGCUGAGGGAGGCCAACCCAACACCCUCGACCCCCAAAAGCAUAUUUGGGCUGAGGGAGGCCAACCCAACACCGUCAACCCCUGGAAGUAUAUUUGGGCAGAGGCAGGCCAACCCAACACCCUCAACCCCUGAAAGUUUAUUUGGGCUGAGGGAGGCCACCCCAACACCCUCAACACCUGGAAGUAUAUUUGGGCUGUGGCAGGCCAACCCAACACCCUCAACCCCUGGAAGUAUAUUUGGGUUGAGAGAGGCCAACCCAACACCCUCGACCCCUGGAAGUAUAUUUGGGCUGAGGGAGGCCAACCCAACACCGUCAACCCCCAAAAGUAUAUUUGGGCUGAGGGAGGCCAACCCAACACCCUCAACCCCUGAAAGUAUAUUUGGGCUGAGGCAGGCCAACCCAACACCCUCAACCCCUGGAAGUAUAUUUGGGUUGAGGGAGGCCAACCCAACACCCUCAACCCCUGGAAGUGUAUUUGGGCUGAGGCUGGUCAACCCAAAACCCUGAACCCCUGAAAUUGUAUUUGGGCUGAGGCAGUCCAACCCCAGACCCUUAAUCCCUGAAACUGUAUUUGGCCUUGUCCAGUCCAACACCCUCAACUGCUGAAAGUAUAUUUGGGGUGAGGCAGACAAACCCAACACCCUCAACCAUUGAAAGUGAAUUUAGGGUGAGGCAGUCCAACCCAACACCCUCAACCCCUGAAAGAUUAUUUGGGGUGAGGCAGGCCAACCCCACACCCUCAACUGUUCAAAGUGUAUUUGGGCUGCCCCAGUAUACAUAUAUGGCCUGGGGGAGUCCAACUUGCCACCUACGACUUUACAAACAUAUUUGGGCUUGUAAGAAAAUGUUUUUUUCUGAACUCAGAGAUUUACAAAACAGGUGCCAUGUGAUUAAAACUAAAACUUUCUAACCUGAGAAGAUGAUCUGCAAGGAGACCUUUGGUUCAGCCAUCUUUGUCACCCAGUCUACGGCUCGCUCUCCCACACAGAAUCUCCAUUGUCUUCAUAUGGUGUAUAUCUUGUGAAUCUAUAGUUUUUCUUUUUGAAUGUUUUCAUGAUUUUAAAUGUCUCAGUGUGAUUGUUAAAAUGGUCCUAAUUACAAAGUGAAUUGCAUCUAAUUUCUCAUAUUCUGAUAUACUGAAAUAUAAUAAAGAAAUAUAGCCUAAUGGAAGACAAAAUGAGGACGUUUUGGGAAAAACUUUGUAAAAUAUAAGCAGCAACACUGACACUGACAUUCAGGACAUGAUGGCUUAGUCCAGGGGUCACCAAACUUGUUCUUGGAAGGCCGGUGUCCUGCAGAUUUUAACUCCAACCCUAAUCAAACACACCUGAACAAGCUAAUCAAGGUCUUACUAGGUAUACUUGAAACAACCAGGCUGGUGUGUUGAGGCAAGUUGGAGCUAAACCCGGCAGGGACACCGGCCCUCCAGGACCGAGAUUGGUGGUCUUAGACAAACAGAAGUUGCGCCAGAAUGUACACAGUGUUAAACCGAGGAGUUAGUCCAUUGUCUUAAUAUGGUCUCUGCUGUUUCUCAGUAUGUGUUCUUCAGAGGUCUUGCGUCCUCGUGUUCUCGUGUUACGUCAUCUUCAGCUGCCAAAGUUCGGUUCCAAUACUCAAUAUCGCAAGAACAGAGGAUGCAUGAGACUUCCCGGAUGUGUUCUUGAUAUCGAGGACGCACCGAUGCAGCCUUGAGGAGCGAACUCGCUCUAGAAGUCCCAGAAGUCAUUGCGACUGGAGGUGGGAAGUGCAGCAUUUUACAUAGAUUUAUUAUUAUAGUUCAGAGAUAAAACUUAUUUACCUCAGGAGUUUCCCUAAAUGAAACGGUGAAAGUAAACAUGACCAUGGACAUGUUAAUAAAGGAAU
Molecule: messenger RNA, 3623 nt
Organism: Danio aesculapii
Lineage: Eukaryota; Metazoa; Chordata; Actinopteri; Cypriniformes; Danionidae
Product: E3 ubiquitin/ISG15 ligase TRIM25
Exons: 7
Coding region: 216-2267 (683 amino acids)
Molecular function (GO): zinc ion binding
Source: RefSeq, a predicted model, not a curated record